GAUAUCGGGAGCACACUGAGCACCCAAUUGACUCAACCUGUCAGAUCAUUUAGAGCAUCGACUGCAAAAAGGCUGUAAGUAUCAUCACAAUUCUGUAUGGCAUUAUUCAGCAGUGCCCGCCUUCUUGUAAACCAUGGACAGUAAUGAAAACUUAUGUUGAUUCACUGAGCUACUGUUGAAUGAAAAACAGGCCUGUAUCAGCAUAGCAUCGCCCUCGUUGGCCAUCGCAUAGCACAUGUGGUGUGUCAUCUGAAGCGCGUUCGUCUCAGGCUCUCAACGUUGAAGACACGCGCCAAGUGUUGAGCACACAUCAGGAAUAUCCUCUGUUCACGUCCACAUAGACGCGUCUCCUAGGAGGCACAGAUGCACGAGGAGCGGGAUACGCCGGCCUUGAUCUUCUCUCAGGAAGACAUCCAGGCUGUGGCCCAUAAAUUGCACACAGACCUCACAAAAGGCCUAUCGCAACAGGAUGCCAAGUUCAAGCAAGCCAACCAUGGGCCCAAUGAGCUGACCAGUGAAGAGGAGGAGAGUCUUUUCAAGAAAUACCUGAAAGGUUUCAUUGAGCAGCCUUUGAUUCUCCUGUUGUUUGGUUCUGCGGGCGUAUCUCUGCUACUUGGCAAUGUCGAUGAUGCAGUGAGCAUCUUCGUCGCGCUUGUCAUCGUGGUGACGGUAGGUUUUGUGCAAGAGUAUCGGAGUGAGCAAUCUCUUGCGGCCCUUAAUAAACUGGUGCCCCACUACACACACCUCGUCCGUGAUGGCCAACAUGUUCACUGUCUUGCAAACGGACUCGUGCCUGGCGACUUGGUAGAGUUCUCAGUGGGCGAUCGGAUACCAGCAGAUGUACGCAUCACAAAAGCCAAUGCAUUGCAGCUAGACGAGUCUUCCUUGACGGGCGAGAAUGAUCCAUCUUCCAAGGGCGUCGACACAAUCACAUCCAAGGGCAUCAGCGAGAGAACAAACAUUGCCUACAUGGGCACUCUCGUCACGAACGGCAAUGGCACUGGAAUUGUGGUAGGCACAGGCACUGACUCUGAAUUUGGGGCUAUUUGGCAGAGUAUGCAAGGUGUUGAGAAGCCUCGCACUCCACUUCAACAGGCCAUGGACAAGCUUGGCUCUCAGCUGUCCUUUCUCUCGUUUGGCCUCAUUGGCGUCAUUAUCCUGCUUGGUAUCGUGCAAGGACGUAGCUGGUUGGAAAUGUUCACGAUUGGCGUAUCACUCGCGGUCGCCGCUAUUCCGGAAGGCCUGCCCAUCAUUGUGACAGUGACCCUCGCGCUUGGUGUGUUGCGCAUGUCUGAUCGCAGGGCCAUUGUUAGACGACUUCCUAGCGUCGAAACGCUCGGUAGUGUCAAUGUCGUCUGUUCCGACAAGACUGGUACACUGACUACGAACCACAUGACUGUCACGAAGCUUUUCUGUCGCAAAGCACUGAGUCGACCAUUCCCAAAGAGCGAAUUUCAAGAUGCUGAUGUCAAGCGAUUGCUCAAGAUUGGCAAUUUGUGUAAUAAUGCCAAGCACAAAGAGGGCCGUGUUGUGGGUCAAGCCACUGAUGUUGCAUUGCUGGAGCUUCUCGAUGACUUUGGCGAGUCUGACUUGCGCGAGACGACAACACGAGAAGAUGAGAUCCCAUUCACCUCUGAGCACAAAUACAUGGGCGUAACGGUACAAGGGACACAUUACAUUAAGGGUGCAUUCGAGGUCCUCAUCGAAAAGGCCACAACCCUCUAUGAUGGCGAGAAGCUGACUGCCGAACAUCGCCAGCAAUUGGAAGCAACAGCGCACAAAUUUGCCGAACAGGGACUGCGUGUUCUGGCGUUGGCCACGAGUCAAGGCAAAAAUAAGCUUGAGAACUUGUGCAUUGCCGGUCUCGUUGGCUGUCAUGAUCCACCGCGACCUGGUGCCGCCAAGGCCAUUCGACAAUUGAUUGCUGGCGGAGUCAAGGUUGUGAUGAUCACUGGCGAUGCACCCAUCACAGCUCAAGCGAUAGCUCGUGAUUUGGAUAUGCCCCUUGGACGUGAUGGCAUUCUCCUUGGUAGUGAUGUGGAAAAAAUGUCCGCUCAAGCACUAAGUGAGCGACUGAGUGCCGUCAGUGUGUUUGCAAGAACAACGCCGAAGCACAAGCUCAAGAUUAUUAAGGCCUUCCAGACUCGUGGUGAUAUCGUUGCUAUGACUGGAGAUGGCGUCAACGACAGCCCAGCACUCAAGGUGGCCGAUAUUGGUAUUGCAAUGGGUAAAGACGGCACGGAUGUGGCAAAGGAGGCAGCAGACAUGAUCUUGACCGACGAUGACUUCUCUACUCUGCUACAUGCGAUUGAGGAAGGCAAGGGCAUCUUUAGCAAUAUCCAGAACUUCUUGGCCUUUCAGUUGUCUACAUCGCUGGCCGCGUUGACAUUGAUUGCGCUUGCUACACUGCUGGGUUUGGAAAACCCACUCAAUGCCAUGCAGAUUCUGUGGAUCAAUAUUCUCAUGGAUGGGCCGCCGGCACAAAGUCUUGGCGUAGAGGAAGUCGACCCAGCCAUAUUGCAGUCGCCACCACGUCCAAAAGACUCGCCUGUCCUGACACAGCACAUCAUUAAGCGAGUGCUCUUCAGCGGCUUCACCAUUGUUCUUGGUGUUAUGGCAGUCUUUUACAAAGAGUUGAGCGACGAUAAUCGGGUCACCUCACGCGAUACGACGAUGACAUUUACAUGCUUUGUCUUGUUUGACAUGUUCAAUGCCCUGACUUGUCGUUCAGCGACCAAGUCUGUCCUUCAUUUUGGCAUCUUUUCUAAUCGCGUCUUUAAUCUCGCGGUCGGCUGCUCGCUUCUCGGCCAGCUAGCUGUCAUUCACGUUCCUUUCUUGCAGCGCAUCUUUCAGACGGAAGCACUGAGUCUGAUCGACCUCAUGGGUCUAAUCUUGCUGGCGAGUUCUGUGCUGUGGGUAGACGAGACGCGCAAAUACCUUAAGAGACGGGAAGGCUCUAUUACUAAAUACAGCCAGAAUGUUUGAGCAUAGCGAAUGCAUUUUGAUUCAUCUUCCUUGUGCACCUAUAGUGUCGCUCGCGUCCUUCAGCCAAAGGUCAAGCUUCAGAGUUUUGCGACAUUGCCCUAAACUUGAAGCGAGACCAAGUUGCAUCUGAUUCUUGCGUGAUGCUUCCCGCGGCUUCUAUCUUGGCAGA
Molecule: messenger RNA, 3154 nt
Organism: Protomyces lactucae-debilis
Lineage: Eukaryota; Fungi; Ascomycota; Taphrinomycetes; Taphrinales; Protomycetaceae
Exons: 1
Coding region: 364-2985 (873 amino acids)
Biological process (GO): calcium ion transmembrane transport; intracellular calcium ion homeostasis; manganese ion transport
Cellular component (GO): endoplasmic reticulum; Golgi membrane; plasma membrane
Molecular function (GO): ATP hydrolysis activity; ATP binding; P-type calcium transporter activity
Source: RefSeq, a predicted model, not a curated record